GCUUUUAAUUUGAAGGUUCUGUCAUUACAUAUGCACGUGACGUCAUCAUUUGUGCUGUUGGCAGAACGCGAGCUUCCCGACCAACAUGGAGAGAAAAGUUUUAGCUCUUCAAGCGAGGAAGAAGAGGGCAAAAGCGAAGAAGUCCAGCAAGAAGCAUCCUGCCCACCCCAGGGGUACAGCAGCCCAGCAGCAGCCCCAGCCAGAGGCCUCUCCCCAGGAGCCAGAUGAGCCUGAGGAGAUCCUAGGCUCUGAUGACGAGGAGCAGGAAGACCCCAACGAUUACUGCAAAGGUGGCUACCACCAUGUAAAGAUAGGAGACCUGUUCAAUGGGAGGUACCAUGUGAUCAGGAAGCUGGGCUGGGGACACUUCUCCACUGUGUGGCUGGCCUGGGACAUACAGGUGAAGCGGUUUGUGGCUAUGAAGGUUGUGAAGAGUGCAGAGCAUUACACCGAGACAGCCGUGGAUGAGAUCAAACUGCUCAGAUCUGUGAGAAACACGGACCCUGACGAUCCCAAGAGGGAGAUGGUGGUUCAGCUACUGGAUGACUUCAAGAUCUCCGGCGUCAACGGGACUCAUGUGUGCAUGGUGUUUGAGGUGCUGGGGCACCACCUACUGAAGUGGAUCAUCAAGUCCAACUACCAGGGCCUUCCUCUGCCCUGCGUCAAGAGCAUCAUACGCCAGGUUCUCCAAGGCCUUGACUACCUUCACACCAAGUGUGAGAUCAUCCACACUGACAUCAAGCCAGAGAACAUCCUGCUGACGGUGAAUGAGCCUUAUGUGAGGAGGCUGGCAGCAGAGGCUACAGAGUGGCAGAAAGCAGGGGCUCCCCCUCCCUCAGGGUCCGCAGUCAGCACAGCACCAGCUCCAAAAGCAGUGGCCAAAAUGUCCAAGAACAAGAAGAAGAAGUUGAAGAAGAAGCAGAAGCGUCAGGCGGAGCUGUUGGAGAAGUGCAUUCUGGAUCUGGAGGAGAUGGAGAAGGCUCCGGGGAGGGGAGAUGAGGAGGAUGAAGAUGAAGAGGACCCAGAGUCUCCAGUCUCUUCCAAACAGCAGCGGACAUAUUGUGCUCCUCUCAGACAGGUUUCCUUACAGGAGACAUCCAGCCAAGACACAACCGCGUACAUUGCGGGUGCGGAAGUUACGCGGAUCGUACCAGAAAGCAUAAUAACUGAGGUAGAGGUGAACUUUAACGGCCUUCGUCCUGAGGAAGAGGAAGAUGAAACAGAGGAGAGGAAGGCACAGUGGAAGGAGGAAGAUCAACACAACGGUAACACAGACCCAGCAGAAGAUCACGGUCUUCUACAGGAGUCCAUAUUAUCAAACCCACAGGAGUCCAUAUUAUCAAACCCACAGGAGUCCAUAUUAUCAAACCCACAGGAGUCCAUAUUAUCAAACCCACAGGACUCCAAAAAGGUGUCAAAUGGUCAGGAGUCUCCACCUCCUCAACCUGUGUGUAACGGCCUGGUGUCCCCAGAAACAGAGGAACCUAAGACCCCAGAGAGUGAGGGGAGUGGAGCUCUACCCAGGAAGGUGACUGAGAUAAGGAGAGAAGCAUCUGAGAUGGAGUCAACAAGCUUCAGGGUCCGGGAGGAGGAGGAGGAACAGGAGAAGAAGAAUCAGGAGGAAGUCACGGAGGAGGCGCAGGAUAGGAGUUGGGAGGAGGAGGAGCAGAACAGGAGUCAUGAGGAGGAGGAGGCCACAGAGAUGCUGGAUAACAUCCAGGAGAGUCUAAAGGAUGCCAAACUAGCAGCAGGAAACCUCCUGGUCAACCCCCUGGAGCCACUUAAUGCAGGCAGACUGAAGGUCAAGAUAGCAGACCUGGGGAACGCCUGCUGGGUGCACAAGCACUUUACAGAAGACAUCCAGACGAGACAGUACCGUUCUCUAGAGGUGCUCAUUGGCUCUGGCUACAACACACCAGCUGACAUAUGGAGUACAGCCUGCAUGGCUUUUGAGCUGGCUACUGGGGACUACUUGUUUGAGCCCCAUUCCGGGGAAGAUUACUCCAGGGAUGAAGACCACCUAGCUCUGAUUAUUGAGCUGUUGGGGAAAGUUCCCCGCCACUAUGCACUGAGUGGGAAAUUCUCACAGGAAUACUUCACCAGAAGAGGUAUGCUACUGUGUGUCUGUGGCCUGCCCUGGGGGACGUGGGAGGGGUGUGGGAAGAGUAGGGAGGUAACGCAGACAAGGUCCUCUGACCGCAACAGAAGUCCCACCAUCCCAAUUGCUAACAUUCCAAUGUCCGAUUGGUACAAACUAUACUAGGGAUUGUUUGAAGUUCAAUUCAAAUCUCCUGACCAUCCGAUCUAAGCCACUAUGGCACCAAUGUUGAAGAACAUUUGCUAAUCAACUUGAUUGGAGGUAAACCAACACACUCCUCGCCUCUCGUCAUGAGCUGCCCAGCCGUUACCGAGAACCACGUACUGGAUUUUUAACAGGGUCAUUUAGCAUUAGGUGAAAAAAUGUCAAUUUCUUGCCCCAACCUAACAUACAGCUCAGUAUGUCGGUGUUGGAUGAGGAGACGACAGCGUCCAUAAAUUGAUCAUUGGACUUGUCACCUUUUUUGCACUAAAAUAUGUUUGUAAGGCCAACAGCUACUCAAUAGAGCAAGCUACAGUAAGACCAGGUAGAUAGAUAGAUUUCAAACAGGACAAACACAGCAGUUAGCUAUGCUACAUUGCAUCGACCAAAGAAUAACCAAGACUACAACUCGCACCAUAGCCAAUUUUUUUUAAUUUAAGAAACUGUAAGCUAGCUAUGUUGAACUGCAUAUAGAAAAUGGUUGAACCCCAUACGCACAUGUAAAUCAAAUCAAAUCAAGUGUUAUUUGUCACAUACACAUGGUUAGCAGAUGUUAAUGCGAGUGUAGCGAAAUGCUUGUGCUUCUAGUUCCGACAAUGCAGUAAUAACCAACAAGUAAUCUAACUAACAAUUCCUAAACUACUGUCUUAUAGACACAAGUGUAAGGGGAUAAAGAAUAUGUACAUAAGGAUAUAUGAAUGAGUGAUGGUACAGAGCAGCAUAGCUUCAGUUCAGUUGUGCACUGCAAGUGUGCAAAUGCAUGCUAGCAACUUACCAGACUGACAGCAGCUCUGUUUCAAACAUGUAGAAUAAAUUCUGUCAUUCUGAUAAAGUGUCAAGUUACUUUUCAGUGUGUGCCCAGAAAAUCUGAAUGUAAAAAGUAGUCUGGGUGUGAUGGUGCUGCACAGGUAAAACAUCAGAAUCAUUGCCUGCUUGAGUACGUUUGCAUACAGUGUUAAUUUGAUUAUGGCAGUAGGCAAAUUAUGCAUCUUGCUGGAACGGAGGCGAGACCAGCUCUGACUCUCAAGGGACGAGGUUAUUGCCCUCAUCUGUAAGGUGCAUGCCAUUCCUAUUGUACUGCCCAGGAACACACUGCUGGAUGGUAGAGGCCUAUUGUACUGCCCAGGAAGACACUGCUGGAUGGUAGAGGCCUAUUGUACUGCCCAGGAACACACUGCUGGAUGGUAGAGGCCUAUUGUACUGCCCAGGAACACACUGCUGGAUGGUAGGGGCCUAUUGUACUGCCCAGGAACACACUGCUGGAUGGUAGGGGGCCUAUUGUACUGCCCAGGAACACACUGCUGGAUGGUAGGGGGCCUAUUGUACUGCCCAGGGGGGCUGGGGGUGUAGUGUGGGCAUACGCCUGUCACAUAGAAAUGCAAACACCCAGCUGGUUGACAGAGCCGGGCCAUCUCUAUGGGUUUGUUGAUGGCCUCCUCUCACUGGGCCAUCUCUAUGGGAUUGUUGAUGGCCUCCUCCCACUGGGCCAUCUCUAUGGGCUUGUUGAUGGCCUCCUCCCACUGGGCCAUCUCUAUGGGUUUGUUGAUGGCCGCCUCCCACUGGGUUUGGACCAAAAAUCAACUUCCAUGGAAGAGAUUCUCUUUAAAACACACCACUUCGAUCCAGCUAGUUCGGAGAAUGUAACUUAGCAGGUUAGGAGAAUUAGGAUAAGGUUAUGAAAAAGGAUUAGGCUUAGCGAAAAUGCUCUCCUUACCUGCUACGAAAAGUCAUUUGUAUCGAAGUGGCGUGUUUUUAGGGAAUAUCCCGUCCGUGCACUUCUACGCCAAGGCCAGUCCGGACCGCACCAAAACGAAGUCCAAAAGAUGCCGGUGUAGGUCCCCGUAAUACGAAAUAACCAUCAACAAGCAAAUAACUUGAGGGAGCAGUGUCACCAAACAUCACCAAUUGCCAAAUAUUGAGGCUGCUUAUUUUAAUGCUUAGGCUAUGCACUAAAGCAAAUAUCUGACACAUUGGGCAUGUGUUAGGGCCUACAUAUCAAGAAUUUGGUGCAAAAGCAAUUGACAGUAUCCUACAAUUAUCAAAACAGAACUCUAUUUUACCUUUCUUUUACCUUUAUUUAACUAGACAAGUCAGUUAAGAACAAAUUCUUACUUUCAAUGACUGCCUAGGAACAGUGGGUUAACUGCCUGUUCAGGGGCAGAACGACAGAUGUGUACCUUGUUGGCUGGGGGAUUUGAACUUGCAACUUUUUGGUUACUAGUCCAACGCUCUAACCACUAGGCUACCCAUAAAAUGGAUGUCAAUAUCAUUUAAAUAUAUAGGCCAAUGCAAGCUACUGUAUUUUAAUGUAGUCAUCACGGUUUUCAUUUGAAGCAUAUAUUUUUUACCCUUUGCUUGUUUAUAACAAUUGCUAAGACAAUCCAGACGUUCCCAGGCUCUAUAGACCUCUGUAUGAGGGACUGUAAUCUUAACAGACCACCACUUGAUGUAAUGUUGGGCACCUACUGACCAAUGUUGUUUUAUGGAAAUAUAUGUUUCUCAAUGACAUUGCUAAAUAAAGGUUUAACGAACUAGUCAGGCACCACGUUAAUACAAUACAAAACGGCUCACACAAUCAAACAUGAUGGUCUUGUAAGUCUAAAGCAAAGCUUGCUUUCAUUUAAUAGUAAACAAGCUUGAAAAUGUAGUGGGAUGGGAUCACAUUGUAUUUUAUUGGUCACAUACAUGUGAUUAGCAGAUGCUAUUGCGGGUGUCGCUAAAUGCUUGAUUAGUGUGGUGUGUGUGAAGGAUCCAAUACUUUAACCUCUAUGUGGUACAAAUGACAUUGUUGUGGGAGCACCUCCUCUAAGAGGUCACUGACCAUCUCGAAUCCCACCGUACCUUCUCCGCUGUGCAAUCUGGUUUCCGAGCCGGUCACGGGUGCACCUCAGCCACACUCAAGGUACUAAACGAUAUCAUAACCGCCAUC
Oncorhynchus gorbuscha (pink salmon) is the source of this 5228-nucleotide messenger RNA. RefSeq names its product SRSF protein kinase 1-like. The transcript has 14 exons. Lineage: Eukaryota; Metazoa; Chordata; Actinopteri; Salmoniformes; Salmonidae. Gene Ontology annotation, molecular function: protein kinase activity; ATP binding. Gene Ontology annotation, biological process: spliceosomal complex assembly; regulation of mRNA processing; protein phosphorylation. The record is from RefSeq and is a predicted model, not a curated record. Bases 86 to 2263 code for a protein of 725 amino acids.